AUGUUUCUCUUUAAAUCAUCAAAGCCCACUGUAAAAUUUAUUGGAAACAAUAAAACCACAUCAAGAUUUUUAGAAAAGAUUAAAACAUAUUCACAAGAUAUUAAUUCACUUAUUACUAAUUUAUCAAAUACUAAACUAUUUAACUCUAUAGAUUAUGAAGAUAAUUGUGUUUAUUUAGAAGAAAAGAGAAGUAGCAUUAAAAUUAAUCAUGAUAGAGAAACUAGUCUUAAUUUAAACUUAUUUAAUCUUUUUAGAACAAAUGAAAUAGUUAAUUUAGAUUUUGAGAUAAACUCAAAUCUUAAACAAAUUGAUUUAUCUAAAAUAGAUACGCUGUUAAGUAAAGAUAAUUUAAAUACACUUAAAAAGAUAAUUAAAGAUAGUUUUUAUAACAUAAAGAUCACUAAACCAAUUAUUACAUCUGAUGAUAUUGUUUAUUUAAAUGGAUCAUCUAAUAAAUUUAAUAGACAAAUAAAUAAUGAUUGUUAUGAAAUAGUACAGAAUGAAAUAGGGAUUAAUUCAUUAUUUAACAUUAAUAAGUACUUAGGUAUUGGUUCUGAAUUAAUUAAUAACAAAUAUAAUUAUUAUAUGAGAGUGUUUUAUGACUUGUUGGGUAUUAAUUUUAAUACAACUAUAAAGUAUAUUUCUGAUGACGUUAUUAAUGUUAUAGAUGAAUCUAUCAAAGAUGAAUCAAUGGAAAACAAUAAAAAUACUCUAAAGAAGUGUGAUAAAUUAAAUGAUGUAUUAAAUAACAUGCUUGUUAGAUUAGAAGUUAAUAAGUUGUUUAAUAUUGAUUUGAGUAUGUUUUUCUUUAAUAUGAAAGUAUCACUUGGUCAAAUAUUUUUAAAUACUUCAAGUAUUACUGAUAUGUUCUUUAUUAACAAUAUCAAGGGAUACUUAAGAGAUGGUAUUACACCUAAAGUUAACAAUGUAAAAUUAGGUGGUACUUCUUAUGUUACUUUAAACAAUAAGGCUGGUAUUAGAAUCCUCAAUCAUGAGUUAUUUGGAUUUGCUGAUUUCGGAAUUAAUACAAGGCAAUCUAUGAUUAGUAAUUUUAAAAGAUUAUUUGAUAAUAAUAGUGUAUGUAUUGGUAAGUCUGUUGGUAUUGGGGUAUUGUUAAAUAAUUCAUUAUCAUUUAGUUAUGCUAUACCUUUAACAUCAACUUUUAACUUUACUAAUUUUAAUUUGGAAAUUAAAUAA
Hepatospora eriocheir is the source of this 1197-nucleotide messenger RNA. Lineage: Eukaryota; Fungi; Microsporidia; Hepatosporidae. The record is from the annotation of a GenBank genome assembly.